ACAGCGCAGCGGCAUCAUCUCAAGGACAGGCUGUGUGUGCGCUCUCUCAGGGAGGUAACGACAUGUUCCUGCUGCUGUCGUGGAUGUAGAGCCUCUGACAGGAGGUCAGUGAUGACAUCACUCACGUAUCAUAUGACUGGUCCUGAUUCCUAACCACAUCGCCAUGGCAACAGGACGAAAAGGCUCCACCUCCAAGGCAGGUGGGGUGCGUUUCCCCGAUGACGAUGAGCCCCCUGGCUCUCCAACACGCAGAGAUGACCAAUCAAACCUCUCUAGUCUCAUCGCUAUCCUGGAAAAGGACGGGAGCUACUUGGUCAAGGCUGGUUUCCUGAAGAGCCAUCACUGCUAUGAGAUCGUCUUCACCGUUCCCGAUGUUCCCACAGUGGGAAAAGAGCUCUCCUGUCUUCCUUCCUGCUCUCCCUCUCGGAAACCCCCCAGCCUCAGGAUUCACAGAAUAAACUCCACAUUAGAGGGGGUGAAAGUGUUGUGUGAGUACAGGACUAACCAGGAGGGGGUGCUGCAGGAGGAGAUCACUCUGGCUACCAAAGGGAGGAAGGACACCAACCUGAAGGUCAGACUGCAGGCCAAGGUCAUUGACCCCCAUCACGGGACCCCCAUGCUGCUGGAGGGGGUGAGGUGCCUGGGUGCAAAGAAGGACGUUCUCUCAAAGCAAAGCAGCGAACGGAAGAAGAUAUAAUGCUAAGAUCCACCCUCAUACUGUACAUAUAGACUGUCUGUCUGCAGCAGUGAGCCAGGACACGGAGGGGAAGAAAAGCUAAAUGUGUUUCGUCUUUAUUGUAUGUGGAGGUUAUCAGGGUUCCAUGUGGCUAGUUAGCUGUGGUUAGGUUAGUUGUGCUACUGUGGAACUCCACAGAAACACAUAGAUAAAAUGUAAUUCAAAUGUAAUUUUUUGACAAUUAGAAACUCAUUUCCUCAGAAAAAACAUAGAAAACCACCAGCUGUCUAAUAAACACAGCCAUGGAGCCUCUGUAGUUAGAGGUAGAAUAAACCAGCACACAUAAAAACAACAAGACAAAUACGAACCAUGAGCAGCACCAUACAUAAACUUUCCAAUGCAGAGAUUUUAACUUUACAGCAGCACAACCAAGGAAAACAUAUCUUACCUUCCCCUCUUCCUGUCCACAAAGAGCAUUAUUGAGUAACUUUAGAAGAUUACUGCCACUAGAUUUAGGCUUGAUACGGAUACAGACAGAGCACGGAAGUCAGAGAGAAACAGAAACUGUGCACAUGGGAUCCCUCUUUUUUAAAUGGUGAUGAAAGAUAGUCCUUCUUUUAGUAGAGGGGUGUCAAACUCAAUCACAGAAGGGGCCAGAUUCUGAAUUAAGGUCUGACCUGAGGGCCUAACAGGGUCCACAUUUAACCUGUUAACCCUCAUUUUUGACAGCAAUGAA
Molecule: messenger RNA, 1412 nt
Organism: Cheilinus undulatus (humphead wrasse)
Lineage: Eukaryota; Metazoa; Chordata; Actinopteri; Labriformes; Labridae
Product: UPF0687 protein C20orf27 homolog
Exons: 6
Coding region: 164-697 (177 amino acids)
Source: RefSeq, a predicted model, not a curated record